Molecule: messenger RNA, 1440 nt
Organism: Amblyraja radiata (thorny skate)
Lineage: Eukaryota; Metazoa; Chordata; Chondrichthyes; Rajiformes; Rajidae
Gene: cfap96
Product: cilia and flagella associated protein 96
Exons: 7
Coding region: 254-1162 (302 amino acids)
Cellular component (GO): centrosome; cytoplasmic microtubule
Source: RefSeq, a predicted model, not a curated record
CAGCGCAGCGACGCGCCUUGACCGCUUCCUUGUGCACAAAGUGGUGUCCUUUUUUCCCUUACAAUCCGCAAAUUACACACGUCUAACAUUAAACACGCAACGAAUCUAAACCGAAUGGAGGUUUGCUGUGCGCCUUAAUCAGUCAGUCACCUCUUUCUGUUUUUCUCUUCCCUCCUUCCUCUAGACUCAGUAACUUUCAACCCUCGCAGCCACCCACACCAAUUCCUGGCAGCAGUCUGAUCCAAACCGAACCAUGCCUGGAGACUCGGGGAAAAGUGACAUGGAGCGCAUCGGCCUCUUUCAGGAGAUGCCCUACAUCACCAUUCAAGACCCCUACAAGGAUGGAAUGUCAAAACCCUUCAAUGAGAUGGCUUAUAAAGGCAGGCAAAUGAUGUUAGAUGGCUCCAAAUCAAAAAAUGCCACACAGGCAGGAUACUUUGAUCCUGUAUUUGUGAGGAUCUUCGAAAGUGAAAGCUAUUCCGAUCGGAUUAAAUUAAGAAGACAAGGGAGAAUGAAGGCGGCUAAAAAGAACAUUGGUGGAGUUUUCUUUCCCAGUCACGGAGACAGAGACCCAUGCGGAUUGGGCACUUACUAUGGAACAAUUGGUGGGUCGUUCGAAGCAUUCAGUCGGUUGGAAAAAACAAAGCCACCAUUUGUACCAGAGAUGAAAAACCUUUACACCAAUCCUGGAAAACUAGGAACAGGAUAUGGGUAUGACCAUCUCACCAUUGGAAAAUCAUAUGAACAUUCUCCAGAUGCCUAUACAAUAAAAAGUACUAAGAAAGACACUGCCCUCGGAGGACCAUUCCGACUGAACCUUUACCCAAAGGAUUACUUCGACAGUAAUCCAUACAGCACUGACAAGACGUUGCCUCCAGUAAAACAUCCUGCACCAGUUAAGAAAGCAGAAGUGCCAUUUAAACCUCCCUCUCCUGGAAAGUCGCCCGGCGGUAUGAAGGCUGGCACAUUUGACGAUUACCCGUCCCAUUUCAGUCCGUUAGAUCGGCCUCCAAAGGUGGAUCCAAAAGCUCGUGGACAUUUAGUUUUCCGACCCAACCCCGGUCUUAAGAGCAGACCGACCGACAGUGUCCUGAAAGCCAAUGUGAACAGGGUAGUGAACAACAUGAACUACAAGAGUGUUGAUCGUAUCAUGGCUUAUUAACCACCGAGCAGAUGCCUUGCGCAGUGAAAAGCAGGUUACCUAAUAAAGCAUUCAUAAUGUAACUGACAUGCAUACCCCUGCAUGUCUCAGACCUUUCUCAUUCAGAAUACUGCAUGUGUCUGGUUGAAAACGAUCGAUUCUCUGUCUGCAUCAAGCCUGGUGAACUUCUACUUUCUUGUAAAAUAUGGUGUUGCUGUGGCUAACAAUAUAGAAUUACCCGUGCUUUAACUAUUUUUGUACCAUUUCUGCUCAUUGAAGUGAUCAUUACAAUCUACCCU